AUGGAGGAUCUUCCGCCUCCAAUCCAGGGCCCGACUGCCAAAGAGAGGAAAUAUGACCGCCAACUGCGCCUCUGGGGAGCUACCGGCCAAAUCGCACUUGAGAACUCGCAUAUCCUGCUCAUCAACUCCGGCCCAGGUGUUGUUGGUGUAGAAACACUCAAGAACCUCGUGCUUCCUUGCAUCGGCAACUUCACGAUCCAGGACUCUGCUAUCGUGAGCGAAGCAGAUCUAGGCGUGAACUUCUUCCUAGAGGACCAGCAUCUGGGAGGCUACCGGGCUGAACAUACGUGCAACCUGCUCAAAGAACUCAACCCGGAUGUGGAUGGCCAUUUCAUUACAGAGCCUAUAGAACCCUGGCUUGCGAAACCUGACGCUCUGCAACCAUAUACCCUCAUCAUCGCGACCGCACCUAUUCGUCCCGAAAUCCUUGCUAAGCUCUCCAACCACGCAAGCGCCGCGCUUAUUCCGCUAUUCUAUGUCCACUCAGUCGGCUUCUACGCCCACUUCUCCGUACACCUACCUCCUGCCUUCCCCAUCGUAGAUACACAUCCUAGCCCCGAGACCACAUCAGAUCUGCGCCUAUUACGACCUUGGCCAGAGCUCGUACAGUACGCGGAAGAGAAGACGGCCGACUUGGACAACAUGAAGCCAGAAGAUCACGGGCAUGUGCCAUGGAUAGCCUUGCUGCUGCACUUCCUUGAGCGCUGGAAGAAAGACCACGGCGGAGAGGUGCCGCAAACAUACAAGGAGAAGACCGAGUUCAGGACAUCGGUAGCACAAGCCGCGCACACCAACAACCCAGAAGGUGGCGAAGAGAACUUCGACGAGGCAGUGGCGGCAGUCCUCAAGUCCCUGAAUCCACCACAAGCAAGCAGUUCUGUCAAAGAGAUCUUUACGGCGCCAGAAUGUCUUCUGGUCCGCGAGGAUUCACCAAGCUUUUGGGUAAUUGCCAACGCCAUCGGUCUGUUCUACACCAAGUACAACGUCCUUCCAGUUCCCGGCUCUGUACCCGACAUGAAGGCCCGGUCGGCGGAUUACAUCCAGCUGCAGAACGUGUACAAAUCAAAAGCACGAAAGGAUCUGGCAGAGGUGGUAGACAGCGUCCGCUUCUUGGAGCGUAACGCUAACCGAAGCACGCCAAUUGAUGAGAAGGAUAUCGAGACAUUCUGCAAGAACGCGGCACACAUCAAACUAGUGCGUGGACGGCCGUUUCACGUUGUACAAGCAGGCGAGAAGAUCAAAUGGGGUGACCGCGCGAAGUCAAUCGCUCAAAUGCUCACCUUUCCCGACUCUCAGAUCCCGCUGUAUAUUGCUUUCCUAGCCUGGGACGAGUUUGUUGCAACACACUACCAAGAUGGUCUAGGAGGAGCACCCCGUGUCGCUGGAGAGACCGACCCCGAAACCGACUCAGAGAAGCUCACAGGAAUAGCCUUGAAGAUCGCGAACGAUCUUGUCAAAGAAGCAAACGCCUCUAUUGAAGAAGAUGAAUAUGACACGAUCAAGUCACAGAUUGGAGAGUACGCACGCGAGCUUGUGCGAGCGGGUGGUGCUGAACUACACAACAUCGGUGCCUUGGCGGGCGGGAUCGUUUCACAGGAGAUCAUCAAGGCUAUUACAGAGCAAUAUGUUCCUGUUGAUAACAACUGUGUGUUCGAUGGGAUCAAGAGCAAGAGCACCGUUUUCAAGAUCUGA
Messenger RNA from Alternaria atra, 1692 nucleotides. RefSeq lists its product as uncharacterized. The record is from RefSeq and is a predicted model, not a curated record. NCBI's taxonomy places the organism in Eukaryota, Fungi, Ascomycota, Dothideomycetes, Pleosporales, Pleosporaceae. The transcript is spliced from 5 exons. Gene Ontology annotation, cellular component: cytoplasm. Bases 1 to 1692 code for a protein of 563 amino acids. Gene Ontology annotation, molecular function: NEDD8 activating enzyme activity. Gene Ontology annotation, biological process: protein neddylation.